CCGAGUGUUGCCUUUUGGUGGGAAUUGUAUGAAAGUCCCGCCUAACCUUUCCCACUGAUUUAUCUCCACAUGCAUCGGCCUUGUGGAGUUCACUGAUAUCAAUUUCCUGCCCUGAUUAAAACAAGAAAAGUUUGCUUAAAAGGACCACAAUCAAACUUUAGUUCUCCUUCAAAGUUAUUUUGGGGACGCUUUAGUUUCGACAAAAGAGAAAUAAAGUGAACAAUGCUCAGCAAAUUUUGGAGAUGUGGUUGGAAUGGCAGCUGGAAGGUUUUCUCUAGGGUCUCUAAGAGGAAAUACCAUCGUGACUUAAUAGACAUUUCUCCAGAAGUGUCUCAUGCUCUGAGGAAUUCACGCCCAGUCGUUGCUCUUGAAUCGACAAUAAUCACCCAUGGAAUGCCAUAUCCACAAAAUUUCGACACUGCUCUUGAGGUUGAGGAUACUGUGAGGAUUGAGAAUGCCGUCCCGGCGACGAUUGCAAUUCUCAAUGGGCGCAUAAAGGUGGGCCUCACCAGGGAGGAGUUGAGUAUGCUUGCAGCACCUGAGUUGAAGGCAAUUAAGACAUCCCGUCGCGAUUUAGCACACAUUGUGAGCACAGCGGGAUGCGGAGGUACCACAGUGGCAGGCACUAUGAUUAUUGCAAACGCCGUGGGCAUUCGUGUCUUCGCCACAGGUGGAAUUGGGGGUGUACACCGAGAUGGGCACCUGACAAUGGAUAUAUCAGCGGACUUGGUAGAGCUCGGUAGGACACCAAUAGCCGUUGUUUCAAGUGGUGUAAAAUCGAUUCUGGACAUUCCGCGUACCCUUGAAUUCCUUGAGACACAGGGUGUCUGUGUGGCGACAUGGAAAUGCCCCGAAAUGGAUUUUCCUGCUUUCUACACACAGAAAAGUGGCGAGAAAGCAACCAUAAAUUUCAAUUCUGCCCGGGAGGCAGCUCAAUUAAUUGACACGUCGCUCAAACUGGAUCUCCGAUCUGCAAUUCUAAUUGCUGCUCCUAUACCUAUGGAGUAUGCCAUGGACGAAACAGUCAUCGAUAAUGCCAUCGGUAAUGCAAUCCAAGAAGCACGAGAGCGUAAUAUAGCUGGAAAAAUGGUUACACCAUACCUCCUAAGUGCCAUAGGGAAAAUAACAGAGGGACACAGUUUGGUGGCAAAUAUGGCUUUAAUAAAAAAUAACGCUAAAAUUGCCGCACAAAUCGCCGUUGAAUUGAGUUCCAUCGAGCAGAGGACAAUAGUGGCUCCAACAACUGGUAGUACACGAAAUAAUCUCCACAAAUACUGUCCGACCAUUAUUGGGGGUUCCAUUGUGGAUGUUUGCUACACCAUUCUCGGUGAAAAGGAUAUUGAGAUGAAUGGUGCCACAUACAAAUCACAGACAAAAAUCUCAGCUGGUGGCGUUGGACGAAACUUGGCGGAGGCCAUUAGCAAACUCCAUGGGGCUGCUCGAUUCAUCUCCGCUGUGGGUGGUGAUCAAAAUGGUGCAUUCAUCCGCAGACAUUUACCCAAAAUAUGCAACACAGACUCAAUGAUUACCGAUCAAACUCAUCCCACGGCCAAUUGUGCCGUCCUCCUGGAUUGCGAUGGCGAUUGCAAAAUCAUCGUGGGUGAUAUGCAAAUUCAUUCUUCCAUCUCCCCGGAUUUGAUUGAAAGAAAUGAAAAAGCCAUUGCGGACAGCUCUGUAAUUGUAAUUGAUGCAAAUCUCACCCACGAAACCAUGGAGAUGGUUCUGAAGCUAUGUCGUAAAUAUGAGAAACCCGUAUUUUACGAGCCCACCGACAUGAAAAUAGCCGCCAAACCCUUUGAACUAGGCCAGGACCUCUCCAGAGCGGUGAAGUUCAUCUCACCCAAUAUCUACGAACUCGGCACUAUUGGGCAGUUCUUUGGUGCUGCUGGAGUGUCAUUUGAUGAAAUAUCUCGCAUUGUGGAGCGGAAGGAAGUGCUGGAGUUCUCAGCGGAGAUGUGUAGAGCCAUUGUACCACAUGUGGAUACUAUUGUCCUCACACUAGGACACCACGGGGUGAUCAUUGCGACCAAGAAUUCUCCUAGAUAUGGAUUUUUUAGCAAAGAUUUAACAUAUAGGCCAACUCUUGAGCAUCCCUCGGGGCGCUUCUAUCCUGCUGAGAAAGUCCCGAGUGUCGUGAGUGUUUCCGGUGCUGGUGAUAGCUUCGCCAGUGGCUUCAUUACUGCAAUGCUUCGAGGAAGGGUUGAGAGUGUAUGCGUUUCCGUUGGUUUUGAAGCCUCAAAAUGCACCCUUGCUUCCUCGAAAGCUGUUCCUGAAGCGUUUUUCACUGAGAAUCAUGAAUGUUGGAGACAAAAGGCGUCUCAUCUGGAGAAUAUAGAGCUCUAAGAAUAUUUUUGUUCUUUUUUUUUAUAUUGUGAACAUUUUGCUUUAUAAUAAUCAUUUUUUUUUG
This is a messenger RNA of Lutzomyia longipalpis, 2407 nucleotides long. RefSeq lists its product as uncharacterized. The transcript is spliced from 7 exons. NCBI's taxonomy places the organism in Eukaryota, Metazoa, Arthropoda, Insecta, Diptera, Psychodidae. The record is from RefSeq and is a predicted model, not a curated record. The coding region runs from base 223 to 2343 and encodes 706 amino acids. Gene Ontology annotation, molecular function: pseudouridylate synthase activity; kinase activity.